AUGGCUAACAGCAAAUUCGCGUACGUGAAGCAGCUCGAGGAGGAGAGGAGGGUGUUGCCGUGUUGCUACUUCGUGGUGAGGAUAGACGGAGGGAACUUCAAGGCAUUCACAAAGACACACGGGUACACAAAACCGAAUGACGUAAGAGGACUCCACCUGAUGAAUGCAUGUGCAAAGGAAGUCAUGCACAAGUUCGAUGAAAUCGAUUUAGCAUAUGGACACUCAGACGAGUACAGUUUUCUUUUCCGAAAAAAAACAAAAGUGUGGAAUAGGAGGCAUGACAAAAUAUUAACCAAUGUCGUCUCCUGUUUUUCAGGCUCCUUUCCUUUUCUCUGGAAGGAAUUCUUCCCCGAGCAGGAGCUACUAUACGUACCAUGUUUUGACGGAAGGAUUGUUCUACUGCCAACGGAGAGGGAAGCCAAGGAUUACUUCCGUUGGAGACAAGUCGAUUGUCACAUAAACACGCAAUACAAUGAGUGCUUCUGGAACCUAAUCAAUAGGGGUGGCUAUUCUCACCAAGAGGCUUACAAUACGUUGAUGACAACACAGAAGAAGGACAAGAAUGAGUUGCUCUUCUCCCGCUUUGGGAUAAACUACAAUGAGUUGCCUGAAAUUUUUAGGCGCGGUUCCAUUUUGAUGAGGGCGGAACAGAGCGGAAAAAGGGACAACGUCACUGAACAGGUGGACAACACACACGUGAAGAAUCCCAAGGUCCUACUUCCGGACGAAGGUAUGGUGCCCCCCCCGGAGGAACUACACAACGAUAGCACUACCCCCUGCAAGCGUAACACAGAGGAGAAGUUCACUCUUUCGCAUGAGAAUCUCGUGAGCGACAUUUUCUGGGAGAAGUACCAUUUAUUAUUUGCCAAGUGA
This is a messenger RNA of Plasmodium coatneyi, 873 nucleotides long. Its product is annotated as tRNA(His) guanylyltransferase. The transcript has a single exon. The record is from RefSeq and is a predicted model, not a curated record. Gene Ontology annotation, biological process: tRNA modification. NCBI's taxonomy places the organism in Eukaryota, Apicomplexa, Aconoidasida, Haemosporida, Plasmodiidae. The coding region runs from base 1 to 873 and encodes 290 amino acids. Gene Ontology annotation, molecular function: tRNA guanylyltransferase activity; magnesium ion binding.